Gloeophyllum trabeum ATCC 11539 is the source of this 2799-nucleotide messenger RNA. RefSeq lists its product as uncharacterized. NCBI's taxonomy places the organism in Eukaryota, Fungi, Basidiomycota, Agaricomycetes, Gloeophyllales, Gloeophyllaceae. The transcript has 9 exons. Gene Ontology annotation, cellular component: nucleus. The record is from RefSeq and is a predicted model, not a curated record. Gene Ontology annotation, molecular function: RNA binding. Bases 1 to 2799 code for a protein of 932 amino acids. Gene Ontology annotation, biological process: mRNA processing.
AUGCACACCAGCAAGCUGAAACGGAAGCUGAACGAUCUGGGCGUGAAUGCGUCGAGCUCGAAGGCGACGGAGAACUUCUGCCUGAUCGGGACACCGCUCCCACCGCUCGAGAAACGAGAUGCUGGAGAGUUCGUGCCGCUAUGGAAGCAGGAGGUGAGGGACGAGAAAGGGCGGAGGCGGCUCCAUGGCGCCUUCACGGGAGGCUUUUCCGCUGGUUACUUCAACUCUGUCGGUUCGAAAGAAGGAUGGGCGCCCUCCACCUUCGUCUCUUCCCGUUCCGAGCGUGCGAAGCAAAAGCAGGCCCGCCCAGAAGACUACAUGGACGAAGAGGACCUCGCCGAGCUGCGCGAGAGCCGCAAGCUCGUUGACGAGAACGACGAAAUGGAUUUGGUCGGAGGGACUCAAGCGGAGCUACGCCGGCGCGCGGGCGCUGGCGAGGUGGAGAAAGACUCAAUAGCUUCCAAGCUGGAGGAGGCGUUGCUGCCCCCGCCGAAGGACUCCGUCGGCGCCAAGAUACUCAGGAAGAUGGGCUGGCGCCCGGGGCAAGGCGUCGGCCCCCGGGUAACCUGGCGUCAGAGGAAGAUGCAGGAAAUUCAGUUAGCAGGUGCGGACGCUUCGGAGUUGAAAGAAGACGAGGAGGAUGAGGAGGCGAAGAAGCACAUGUAUCCGGCCAGAGAUACGCCCCUGCUCCUCCCGCCCAGGAAGGAGGAUACGCAUGGACUAGGCUAUACAGCUGGACUUAAACUCGGCGAGAUUGUCAGCGGUCAGGAUGAGGGGCGACAGGGACCAAGGCUAUCAGCCGGCUUCGGUUUGGGCGCACUUAACGAGGCUGAAGACGAUGAUAUCGACGUCUACGAUACGGAUAUGAGGAGCGGCCGGUCUCACAUGGCAUUUGAUAUCGUCGAUGAAGAUGAGGGCAGACCUUCAGCCUCGAGGAGCUCGCGACAAGCCACAGCUGGUAAAGCGCGCUCGCAGACUACCCAGACAAGCCAAACAUUCCGUGACGGCUCACUAGUCAUUCCCGGGUUCGUGGUCGUCGACGAGCCAUUAGUGGAAGACCGAUGGUAUCCUAUACCAGACGUGCCGAAGGGGUGGAAACCUGAUCCCCGACGUGUGUGGCAGAAAGAUAAAGAGAACAUGGAGAAGGCUCAGCAGGAGGCUCAAGCGUUGCCGAAGCCAACGACUCACCAACAGUGGAAGACGGGCGUCACCCCUGAACAGCGAGGAGCUGUCCUCGGAGAGACGCCUAUACGAGCUGCACCUCGUUCAGUCUUCGAAUACCUGUCUCAGAAAGACCGAGAAAGGCUCAAGAACAUAUCCACGAACCUCUCGAAACCGGAUAGAGUUCCGAAGGCUGAACCUAUCGUAGAGCCUCCACCGCCGUCUUCGAGCGUACCUCGCGUAGAUCCCCGUGUAGCUAAAGCAGCUCUACAAGGUUUCCAGCCUUUCACUUCCGAUCCUGUCAAACAAUCUCGAUACGCCACAUUCUUGAAGGCCCAAGCCGACCCAGACGCUCCCCUUCCCCAGCUCACGCCUCUCCCAGGACAGAGAGCAGAAGAUUUCCAAAAGGAACUACAGGACUACGCGAAGGCUGCGGUAGUCUUCAAGCCGUUAUCCGCCGCCAUGGCGGGGCGGUUCACGUCAGCCUCAGUCGUAGAGACAGGGCCGCAGAUCAGCGAGGGGCUAUACACUCCCGCGUUUGAGCCCGAGAAGACAGAAGAAGAAAAGGCAGAAGAGAAGAAAGCGGAAGAGGAGAAAGAAGAGAGUCCUAAAGCCCAUGCGGCGCGUCUAGGUAUGUACGGGUCUAUGACGCGCGAAGUCACCCCAUGGCAUCCAGCCAGGCUGCUCUGCAAGCGCUUCGGCGUCAAGGAGCCCAAUCCUGAGCCCCUCGAGCCCGAAGCUGGGCCGUCCUCGCCUGCGGCAGGGACGGGUGCCAACAAAUGGACGCCCGAGGCUGCCUUAGCGGAUGCUUCCGGAUUUACGGCUGGUAGUACCUCGGCAACGGAUCAAGACGGCGCAUUUGUACCACCAGCUGCUGCUGCUGGAUACAUGUCCUUCAACGAUGCCCAAAGUCAAAGCACGGGUGGAAUCAAGAGUCUCGAUAAUGUUGGGCUGGGAGAGGACGAGACCCAAGGAGCGGAUGUAUUGACAUAUGAGCGGCCUCCAAUGGAUGUGUUCAAGGCAAUCUUUGCCAGUGAUGACGAAGAGAGUGACGGAGAGGAGGGGAAGGACGACACGAAUGAGAAGAUGGACGUCGACAGACAAGGCCCAUUGACCACAGACGGUACUGUGGCUCUAGUGAAGACGGAGAAAGCAGUAGUACCCUCUCAUCUGGCUGGAGCGCCUAACACGACGGCGUAUGCUCCCUCUGCAACUGGCGUCAAAGAGGAAAUUGACCUGGCUACGUUUAAGCCUACCUUCGUUCCCCGGUCUGAACGUGAUACGAAGAAGACGAAGACGAAAGAGAAGGACAAGAAGGAGAAAAAGAAGAAAACCAAGACACUUGUUUCCUUUGAAGUGGAGGAAGACGGAGGAUACGACGUGGCGUUACCUCCCAAGGAAGAUAGUAAGAAGCGGGAUAAGGACAAGGAUAGGGCUAGGAAGAAAAAGCGGAAAGAACAUGACGAGGAUGAAGGGAAGGAGGACGAUGACAGCAUGUGGGUGGAAGCUCCUCCUCCUGAGGUGGUCAAGACACUGGGGGCCAUUGCUUCGGCUUCGUCUGCUCCGGAACCGAAUGACAUGACAGGCGGUGAAACGAGUCCUCCACGAGGACGGAAGAGGGCAAUUGAUUUUAUGUAG